Molecule: messenger RNA, 1581 nt
Organism: Colletotrichum lupini
Lineage: Eukaryota; Fungi; Ascomycota; Sordariomycetes; Glomerellales; Glomerellaceae
Exons: 16
Coding region: 1-1581 (526 amino acids)
Source: RefSeq, a predicted model, not a curated record
AUGUUCGUGCUGUUCCGUCUAAGAUGGUCUAAUGCGCAAUCGCUCUUCGGAUGGAAUUGUCGAGUCGAAUUGGGAAACAGAUUCUCCGGUUUAUAUGUGUGUGUAUGGUGGGAAUGGGGAAGGAGGAAGAGCAAGGAUGGGAUUCUCGGCUGCAAGCAGCAGCUAUUGCGCGACCUUUCCCAACUACGGCGCAAGUCAUCCUUGGCCUUGCCUGACGUAGGGCUCCUUGGCUGGCUGGUUUCUCCACAUACGCGCCAUCCCCGGGGGUCUUCCAAGCUUGUAGGCCUCUCGGUCCACCGAUCUGUCCAGGUGCUCUUCCGUAAAUUUUCUCUCUCUCUCUCUCUUGCUGUCCACUAUGGCGGUGGAGAAUGUACCUACGUCUCAGACCGCGCUGGCGGGAGAAUAGGCGUUGGCGGAGAGUCAUGGGAGAGGGGAGGGGUGUACCUCGAAAACACCACGCACCCGCUGAAUAAGACCAGGCACGAACAGCGUUUCUUCCCACCCCCGGCUACUGGACCCCAACAGCCGCUCGCUUCGUGCCUCAUGGCAAACACGCGAGAGGGGAAGGUGCUGCUGCGUGUAAGUCUAAGUGUGAAACGCACAUUCGGUGUGACGGGAACCAAGAUGGAGAAGUGUACAUCAGAGAAAGGGUCGAACGGAAAGGCAUCGCGAUAUUGCGCUUCGGUGUGCAACCCAGGCGCCAGCGGUAGAGAAUUGAGAGGGGGUCUGCAGUGCUGCACUAUGCAAUCCUACCCCGGAUUUUUUUGCAUGCUCUUUGGCCAUGGGUUUACUUCGCACUACGGAUACUUGAGGUUGCAGGAACCACCUACCUACCCCGGCGUCCCCGUCCGCAUCGCCUGGUCCGGAGCGGUCGCGAAAAUAUGCCGAAGAGCGAAGGCGAAGAACCUAGGUAGGCCUGGGCGAGCUGUAGGUAUGAGAAAAGCUGGGGCAAAGGAAAUUUUCAAGCAAUUUGCGCUCCCCGUCAUUGUGCAUUCCCUGGGCUGUUCUUCCUCUUUGAGGCUCGGUGGCUUGUCUGUGAGACAUGGUCUCGCUUCUAGGAACAAGACUUCUGACUUGCUUUGCAUCUUCGCCCCCUCGGCCCUUCGCCUCGAGCUGGCGGGCUUCGGUAAUUUCUACACCCAAGCUUUCCAUUUUUUUUUUUUUUGCUCCGGAGUCCGAACAAGGUCCAAAUUGGCUUUCCGAGCUAGCGGGAGCGGCGACACCGAAAACUCGGUGUUGUAUUCUGCACGGGAUACAGAGGUACGAAAACUCCGUACACAGUUCGGCCCAGAAGUAAAAGUCUGCCCAAGUCUUCUGCCCGGCCCGUUUGGUCGGUCUGCGGCCUGCCCCGGCCAUGCUGCCCCAGGCCCCGGCACCCGGCGAUCUGCAUUCCUGGAAAAUUUUCCGAAGGCAUGGUCGUCAUUGGGCGAGGUGGUCGUGAAGAGCGGUGCUUGGGCAUGGCUUCUGAGCAGGUCCUUUGUGAUUAUGAGCACUGGGCUUGACGGGCAGCUUGGGACAGAAAUGAAUGGGAGCUUGGAUUAUGUCAGCCAAGGCACCUCAUCAUCCCUCGUGCUUACCUAA